AUGGGCAAUAUGUUUGGUUCAAUAUUUGGCAAGAAGCACUAUCGGAUAUUAAUGCUCGGUUUAGAUAAUGCUGGAAAAACAUCAAUUCUUUAUCGUCUUCGCCUUAAAGAAUCUAUUACAACAAUACCAACUGUUGGAUUUAAUGUGGAAGCAGUCGCAUUAGGACAUGUGAAAUUCAAUGUGUGGGAUGUUGGUGGCCAAGAUAAAAUUCGUCCAUUAUGGCGACAUUAUUUCACUGGAUCUCAAGGCCUUAUAUUUGUUGUUGAUUCAUGUGAUCGUGAACGUAUGGAAGAAGCGAGUCGUGAAUUAGAAAAAAUAAUAAAUGAUCGUGAAAUGCGCAAUAUUGUUCUUCUUGUAUUUUGUAAUAAGCAAGAUAUAUCAGGAUGUAUGGAACCAGCUGAUAUACGACAAGCAUUGCAUUUAGAUAAAUUAAAUCGUCCAUAUGCCAUAAUGCCAUGUUCAGCUUUACAUGGUACUGGUUUAUCUGAAGGUCUCAAAUGGCUAUCUGAACAUUGUAAAUAA
Molecule: messenger RNA, 522 nt
Organism: Rotaria socialis
Lineage: Eukaryota; Metazoa; Rotifera; Eurotatoria; Philodinida; Philodinidae
Source: the annotation of a GenBank genome assembly